AUGCAAGACAUACACACGGCAACAUUACAGGAGACCUGUUUUUACGAAAAUAGUAAACCUAGCGGGGAUAAAAACAUAAACGACUAUGACGCGGUGUUGUUUACUGUUUGCGAUGUUUUCGGCAGGCCAAGGGGAAAGUUUGCCUAUGGCAAGAAUAUACAACGAUUUGCGAAAGAAGGGAUGGAAAUGCCAUACACGACAUGCGUCCUCGGCUUCCAGUGCGAGAAGCCAGCUACACUGAGCCGCUAUGGAAGGACCACAGACGUGACCAGAAAGUUGCUCCCAGAGCUCUCCACCUUGCGUCCCUUGAGUUGGCUUUGCGACGGAGACAGAAAGAUCGGCCAUGUGUUGUGCGACUUCUAUGACACAGCAGGACGUCUGGAUCCAUCGUCCCCAAAAAGCAUAGCAUUGAAACAGCUGCAGGACUUGCAGGCUCUUGGCUUUAACAUUAUGACAGCAUUUGAAGCUGAGUUCUUUUUGUAUCAUAAAGGAACGCUCAAUCCUCUUGGUGGCGAUUACAAAGAGCUGACCAACAUGGCGAGACUGGACACAGACAUCCCCUUUCUCUACGAUCACGUGAUGGGGUUACUGGCUUCCGGGAUUCCAGUAGAGACACAGAUGGAGGAGAGCGCCCCUGGCCAGAUUGAGUACUCAAUGCAACCUCAAUAUGGGAUCAAAAUGGCUGACUCUGCCCAUCGACUUCGUUACGUGACUAAAUCUUUAUGUGAGAGGAACGGGUUCGAGGCAACUUUUAUGACCAGACCCAAGCAUGACGGAUACGGCAGUGGUUUCCAUUUUAACCAUUCACUGUGGACUUUAGAUGAAAAAAAUGCCUUUUAUGACCCAAACCACGACCAUCACUGUUCAGACAUCUUUAGACAUUGGGUAGCCGGACUCAUUCACCAUGGCAACGCUCUCACCGCACUGAUGAACCCAACCGUGAAUUGUUAUGAGCGAUUAAACUGUUCCCUGACACCAAAAGAUAACAUCUGGAACUACAACGAUAGAUAUGCCCGUCUGAGAGUGAAAACUAAAAGCAGGAACAUACAUAUUGAGGACCGAACGCCAUCUUCAGCCUCCAACCCCUACCUGUGCUUGGCCGGACUGGUAGCUGCAGGUGUUGAUGGCAUUGCAAGAAAACUAGAAGCCCCGCCACCAAAAGCUUACAGGCCUCUCGGCGCUGAACCUGAGAGUUCAAAGGUUGACAACCCUCUUCCUAAGACCUUGGAGGAAGCCCUGAUAGCUCUGGAGCAAGAUACAGUGUUCACGAAAGCCAUAGGAGAAGACUUCAUCCAGGACUAUAUUGGGCUUUGUAAGGAGUUUCAGUUGCAGAAACUCCAGGAUUUAAAAGAUAAAAACCCAGAAGACAUAUUUCGAGUGGAGAGAGAUCUAUUUUUGUAUUCACUGUAG
Messenger RNA from Candidula unifasciata, 1410 nucleotides. The record is from the annotation of a GenBank genome assembly. Lineage: Eukaryota; Metazoa; Mollusca; Gastropoda; Stylommatophora; Geomitridae.